Heterocephalus glaber (naked mole-rat) is the source of this 3342-nucleotide messenger RNA. NCBI's taxonomy places the organism in Eukaryota, Metazoa, Chordata, Mammalia, Rodentia, Bathyergidae. The record is from RefSeq and is a predicted model, not a curated record.
CGGGGAGCGGUGGGGAAGUGGCGGUGGCUGUUGGCUACGGUGGAGUCAGCGGGCGGAUGAGCUGCGCGAGUGGAGAUCCGAGCCGGCGGUGGGCACCGGCGGCGAGGAUGGCACGGGCCGGGCCGGCGUGGGCGCUGCUACUGGCGAUCUGGGUGAUCCUGCCAAAUUGGCUGUCCUCUGUAAAGGUCUCCUCAUUCAUCGAAAGAAUAUCUGACCCCAAGGACUUGAAGAAACUUCUCAGGACCCGGAAUAACGUGCUGGUGCUUUACUCUAAAUCUGAGGCAGCAGCUGAAAAUCAUCUCAGGUUAUUGUCCACUGUGGCCCAGGCAGUGAAAGGGCAAGGCACCAUCUGCUGGGUGGACUGUGGUGACACAGAGAGUAGAAAAUUGUGCAAGAAGAUGAAAGUUGACCUCAGCCCAAAGGACAAAAAGGUCGAGUUAUUCCAUUACCAGGAUGGUGCAUUUCACACCGAAUAUAAUCGAGCUGUGACACUAAAGUCUGUAGUAGCCUUUUUGAAGGAUCCAAAAGGGCCCCCACUGUGGGAAGAAGAUCCUGGAGCCAAAGAUGUUGUCCACAUUGACAAUGAAAAGGACUUCAGACGGCUCCUGAAGAAGGAAGAGAAGCCGCUCCUCAUGAUGUUUUAUGCCCCCUGGUGCGGUAUGUGCAAGAGGAUAAUGCCACAUUUCCAGAAGGCUGCGACCCAGCUACGAGGCCACUUCGUGCUGGCUGGGAUGAACAUCUACCCCUCUGAAUUUGAAAACAUCAAGGAGGAGUACAACGUGCGUGGCUACCCCACCAUCUGCUAUUUUGAGAAAGGGCGCUUUCUGUUCCAGUAUGAUAACUACGGGUCCACAGCUGAGGACAUUGUGGAAUGGCUGAAGAAUCCACAGCCGCCACAGCCCCAGGUCCCUGAGACUCCCUGGGCAGAUGAGGGCGGCUCCAUUUAUCACCUGACCGAUGAAGACUUUGACCAGUUUGUGAAGGAGCACUCCUCUGUCCUCGUCAUGUUCCACGCCCCAUGGUGUGGACACUGUAAGAAAAUGAAGCCAGAGUUUGAGAGUGCAGCAGAAGUUCUCCAUGGAGAAGCAGAGAGCUCUGGUGUCCUUGCAGCUGUCGAUGCCACUGUCAACAAGGCCCUGGCAGAAAGAUUCCACAUCUCAGAGUUCCCAACAUUGAAGUAUUUUAAGAAUGGAGAGAAAUAUGCAGUGCCCGCGCUCAGAACAAAGAAGAAGUUUAUUGAGUGGAUGCAGAACCCCAAGUCUCCCCUGCCACCGGAGCCCACAUGGGAAGAACAGCAGACAAAUGUGUUCCAUCUGGCGGGGGACAACUUCCGGGACACCCUGAAGAAGAAGAAACACACCUUGGUCAUGUUCUAUGCCCCUUGGUGUCCACACUGUAAGCAGGUCAUCCCACACUUUACUGCUGCUGCUGAUGCCUUCAAAGAUGACCGAAAGAUUGCCUGUGGAGCCGUGGACUGUGUCAAAGAUGGGAACCAGGACCUGUGUCAGCAGGAAUCCGUGAAGGCCUACCCCACUUUCCACUACUACCACUACGGAAAGUUUGCUGAGAAGUACGACGGCGACCGGACGGUCAAAUCCUUGAGAGAAUCCAGUCAGUUGCUGGCAAGCUCCACUGAUCCUCCCAGAGAUGUGAAUCAAAAAAAGAAGCCUAUUAAAAGCCCAGGCUGGCCUUGAACUUGUGAUUCACGUGCCUGAAGCUCCCAAGUGCUGGACUGUAGGUGUGACCACCAUGCACAGCUUGUAUUCUGAUUAUUUCUUCAGGAUGAAUUUCUAGAAAAGAAAGAAGGGUAAGAUUUCCAUGAAUAUUUUAAUAUGUAUUACUGAAUUGGCUCCCAGAAAGGCUGAGUAAUUUGCCCUCUUAUCAGAAAGGAUCAGAGUGAAUGAAACCUUGUCUAUCCUACCCAGGCCAGUGCUUUUAUUUUUCAUUUAAAUAAACAAAAAGAAAAUUCAGCCUGUUUCGUAGAUAAAAUACUUGUCCUUUUUAAAAUUUGUAUUUAUUUGUUAAUAUAGUUGAAAAUUUUAAAUAUCUAUUACCUCUGUUUAUAGUCUUGAAAAGAGCAUUUCCUUUCAUAGUCAAAAGUAUUACAGAGUUAACAAAAUUAAUAAUAAUUUCUUAAUAUUAUAUAUGACCUAUUUCAUAGUUACUUGCUCCAAUUGUCUCAAAAAUAUCUUUUCUGGCUUAUUCUGAACAAAAUCCAACCCAAGACCAUUGCACCUAAAUGGUAGGUCUUUGGAGAUCUAAAAAAUAUUAUUUCUUUUGUUUUUCUUCCUAUGCACUGACUUAUUGAAGUUGCCUGCAAAAUGCUUUGUUUUUCAGGAUUUGUCUGAUUGCAUCACUGUGGUGCUGUUCAUCUUCAUCCUCUGCUCAUUGUAUUUUUUGUAAAAGGGGAGCUGGCUCUAAUGUCAUGAUAAACUCAAGCAUCUUCAGAAUGAGUAAAUCAUAAGUGACGGACACUUCUUCCAUAAGAUCUGGUGGAUCAUUAAGAAUGCUCAGCUUGACCCCUGGAUGAAGAUGGUACAGUCUGUCCUUCCCAUCGUCCUCUAUCCAAUUUGGAGGAUUGGAUGGUGAUCAGUAUGGUCUGUGUUGGCACUGUAAGCAUGUCCUUUGUCCCUCUACUGUCUCCUAAUGACUUGACCACCAAUAGUUAAUUACUAUCUAAAUCAAAGUUUUCAUUUGGGAUAGAAAUAAUGAUUUUCUAAUUCCAUCCUUCCUUCUUUUAUUCCUAUCUCAUAUUAAGGUGCUGCCUUCGCAGAGCUGAGGACACAAAAUCUCAAGACUUUUUAUCCCUCAUGAUGAUUUAAAUGCUCAGCCCUUGCCAGAACUGGCUCACAUACCAAUAGUGCAAUCUCCAAGUAUGGUGUCAAAAAGAAAAAGGAAUGGUGAAAGUGCUGGAAAUAACCCUGAUUUCUAUAUUAUGAAAAGGUACUAGCAUAAAACUGAACUGUCCAAUAGCAAUGGAAUGCAAGCUACAUAUGUAAUUUUAAAUUGUCUAAAAAAAACUAGAAACAGGUAACAUUGUACGUAAUAUAUCUUAACCUACAUAUCAAUAUAUUAUUGUUUCACCAUGCCUAAUUGACAUUUUAGAAGAUCCACAAUACUUCAAUUUUCAAACUUAACCUUAACUAAAAAUUUUAAAUAGUCAAAAUCAGAAUAGUUAAUAUUGUUACUUGAAUAUUAUCAACAUUUAAUAUUGAUAUAGCAGUACUAACUCAUUUUCCACAUUAAAUGUUAUUGGUUGUUCAGUGGUUCCGCUGCCUGCCUUGAAAGCGCAAAGACCUGAGUUCGAUCCCCGCUACCAAAAAAUAAAAAAUAAAAAAAUAA